CACGCCGACCACGCCCACUGGCCCGGCAACAUCCGUCAGAGACGCGGAGCGGAGUGAAUGACCUGAGCCCGCUGGAGUGGCCGGAGGACGGAAAAUGGAGGCAGAGCUGUUACAGGUUCUCAACCCGCAGAGUCUGAGAGCUCUGGAGGAGUGGCAGCGCCGAGAGUCCGUCGCCCUAACACAGGUCAACGGCCAGAGGAGAUACGGCGGUCCUCCUCCGGACUGGAGAGGUCCUGUUCCAGGUGCAGGCUGCGAGGUGUUCAUUAAUCAGAUUCCGCGGGAUGUCUUUGAGGACCGUCUGAUACCCCUCUUCCAGAGCAUUGCACCACUAUAUGAGUUUCGCCUCAUGAUGAACUUCAGCGGGCAGAACCGCGGCUUCGCCUAUGCCAAGUAUGGAGACCCUGCCACUGCAGUAGCCGCCGUCCAUGCACUAAACAAAUACCCGCUGCAGGAGGGUGUGCGACUGGUUGUUAGGAGGAGCACAGAGAAAAGGCAGCUAUGUCUAGGAGAUCUGCCCUCAGGCAUGGGUCGUGAGGAGCUGCUCAUGGUCCUCCGGCUACUCUCGGACGGGGUCGAGGACAUCACUAUGAAGGCUGUUGGGUCCAGGGGAGAGGAUACCUGUGCUCUGGUGCACUACUCCUCUCACUACGCUGCCUCCAUGGCUAAGAAGGUGCUGGUGCAAGAUUUCAAGAAGCAGUUUGGCGUUUCCAUCUCUAUUCGAUGGAUAACAGACAGCUCCAUAUUCAGACAACAGGAGCAUCUCGAAGAGAUCUCUCUCGCCCCUCCUGGUCUGAAACUUCCAGCCAAGCUUUGUGUCCCACCUCCCCGCUUUCAGAUCACCCGACCCUCCCGCCUCCGAAAUUACAGAGACCCACUUCCUCCUCUUCCUGCUGCUCCACCUUCUCCAUCUCCUCCUCCCACCCAGGGCUUCUCCAGGGCUGUAGGGGGUCCGGCCCACCAUGUGGAGAACAGGGUAGUACCCUUUGUCACUAGAAGGCCUGAUUUGAGGUCCCAUGAUUCAGUGGGCCAGCUACGGUGGCUCUGUGAGCUGCACAACCUUGGAGUCCCGCUCUACGAUGUGCGCUACCACCACACAAGCCCAGAUGGCUUCCUCCACUUCAACUACAGGAUCAUUAUUCCAAGACUACCUGUACCAAUCUUCGGUGCUGUCCAGAUUCUGCCUGGCAUCAGCACCAACAUCAUGGAGGACGAGGUCCGCCGGGCUGUUGCUGAGCAGGCUAUUAAAUUCAUGUCUCACCAGCGUUAAAAAAAAAAAGUUGAUCUUUUUUCAACAGCUCAUGCCUGAUGAUGUAUAAUCAGUUUUGCGUUCACUAUUGAGAUCAGACAGCAUGUAGUGUUGAAGCCCUUCAGCUCCGUUUCCAGUGAGCUGGGGUUCACGGCAGGGAGAGACGUUUUGUUUUUUGUUACUUAAACUACCUCAAUUAUUGUUUUGUUUUUUAUCUUUUGAUACGCAGUUUUAUAAUGUUUUAAUUAUGUAUUAUAUUAAUAUGUUUUGUGUGUUAGUAUCUUGUGGAUUGUUUGCACCCUUUUCAAGCCUGAUUUUUGCAUGUGUUUGUUUUCAUACCUGAGUGGAUUUGUUUAGUUGUGUUGGUUUCUUUACGUGUUAUUUAAAAAAAGAAAAGAAUUUUUCAGCCUGUAUCUGCACUAUUAUUAAACGGUUGUUCUUGACUGGG
Molecule: messenger RNA, 1694 nt
Organism: Pygocentrus nattereri (red-bellied piranha)
Lineage: Eukaryota; Metazoa; Chordata; Actinopteri; Characiformes; Serrasalmidae
Gene: dnd1
Product: DND microRNA-mediated repression inhibitor 1
Exons: 5
Coding region: 95-1267 (390 amino acids)
Biological process (GO): mRNA stabilization; negative regulation of miRNA-mediated gene silencing
Cellular component (GO): cytoplasm; nucleus
Molecular function (GO): mRNA binding
Source: RefSeq, a predicted model, not a curated record